Molecule: messenger RNA, 1075 nt
Organism: Salvia splendens (bonfire salvia)
Lineage: Eukaryota; Viridiplantae; Streptophyta; Magnoliopsida; Lamiales; Lamiaceae
Product: signal recognition particle 14 kDa protein
Exons: 5
Coding region: 122-490 (122 amino acids)
Biological process (GO): SRP-dependent cotranslational protein targeting to membrane
Cellular component (GO): signal recognition particle, endoplasmic reticulum targeting
Molecular function (GO): 7S RNA binding; endoplasmic reticulum signal sequence receptor activity
Source: RefSeq, a predicted model, not a curated record
CCGACCCGUUAUAUAUUUCUGAAUUGGGUCAAUCAAUUGAAGUAAAAUUUCUGUUGCAAAAGAGCGAAGGGAAAAACCUCAAAUUUGACUAAGUUUCUCUCCACCGUCCGUUGCCGGAAACAUGGUACGAUUACAGCCUGAUCCCUUCCUCAAUGAACUCACCAAUAUGUUUGAGAGGACUACAGAAAAAGGCUCUGUGUGGGUUACUAUAAAGCACUCUUCUGACAAGUCCAAGGUUAAGAGGAAUAAGAUGAAGACCGCCGGGGAAAAGAUUGAAUUUAAGUGCCUCAUUCGAGCUACAGAUGGAAAGAAAACUAUUUCAACAAUGGUCGGUCCAAAAGAUCACCAACGAUUCCAGUCCAGUUAUGCAACUAUCUUGAAAGCCCGGAUGACCGCCUUGAAAAAGAGGGAGAGGAAGGACAGGCGAAAGGUGGCAGAUUCCGAUAAAAAGCAGGAGCAGAAGAAGCAACCCACCAAACCCUCUAACUAAACCGCCAUUGAGUUUGGAUACGAUGCGCAUCAAAACCUCUGCCUUCACUCGACGAUGAGGUGGGAAGUCCUUUGGCUCAAGAAACAGGGAGGGACAUGUAGCUGCCUUUUGGCAAUCCCUUUGGAUGAAGGUUAACUUUCCUAAAGCAGCAAAGUAAUGUCACCAAACAUUAGAAAAAACUACAAUUAAAUCAGGUUAUAGCUAUAACAUAAAAACAAGAAGGGAUACCAUUUGUGAUCUCCAACGGAGAACUCUUACCCCAAACAUCCUCUAGCUUGGAAAAGCUGGGAAUCGUCCAUUCGCGCUUUGUAGGUGUCGUGUGUUCCACCAACUUCAGAGCGUACCCUUUACUCGGAUCCAUCAAAGUCUUCCUAGAGAUCACUUUGGAAAUUCCACAUUUUGUUCAAAGGGCAUGGAUGUGUCUGGGAAUUCCUGAGAUCAUCAUGUUUUAAUGAUAGCAUACAAUGAUUCUGAUGUAAAUGACACUGAAACCCUAGUUUCUUGUAAUUUGUAAAAAAAAUAAAAACUAUAUAGUAAAACUUGAGAAAAUUAACUACCUCGAAAUGAGGAGUACUUGGUUGUGUU